AUGGCUGAGGGGGGAGAGUGUGCUGUUGGGAAGCGGGCGGUGGAAACGGAUGAUGCCGGGGUGACGGCGGGUGAGGGGCCGGCCAAACGGGCCGCCACGGUGGCAGAAAGUCCGGCGGUGGAUGCGGCGGAGGAGCAGGCCAAGGUGGAGGCCGUGGUGAACAAGCUGCUUGGCUUUGUGGACAACGAGAAGAAGCUCGUACGAGCGCAGGGCGUGAUUUGCAAGGCUGUUGCGGCUGUCACGAAUGCGGCCUCGGCAGAAUGUUACCUACCCUUGGUCACUGAACUAGAAAAGCGGCGCGACUUGAAGGGGCUGCGCAAGAACCGAGAGCUGUUUGAGGCCUACAGCAAGAUUUUUGCAGCUCUGGACGAGAUGGCGCAGCAUCUCAAUCCAACCUCCCGCUACGUGGUAGAGACGGCUGUCUUUCGAUACCGCUUGGAACAUGAGCUGCAGACGGACGAUAGCUUUCGCUUUGCUGCGGCAGCCAAGCGCGUGCAGCAGUGCCUGGACGAACUGCCCUGGGCCUUUCGUGACUCGCUUGAGGAUGCAGAAGGCAGCAAGGUGCCCAACGCAGAGAACAAGCCCUUGCUCAGCCUCGCGCAGAAAACCGACCGAUGUGCUGUCCUGUGUCAGUUGCUGGAACUACAGCUCGCUCGUUGGCACCAAGCUUUUGUCCGAGCUGCACUGGAGCAGUCGGCCCGCACUGGCGCAGCGCAUCGCCUCCUCUUCCCGGAGGCAGAGCGCGAGCGCUUGGACCAGAUCAAUGACGCCAUCCGCGCCAACAAAAGCAAGGGGACGCUGCACGCCAAAAAGACGGCCGGUGGCCCGCGAAAUGCUGGUAGCUAUGGCACCUGGACCACCUGA
Messenger RNA from Monosiga brevicollis MX1, 864 nucleotides. RefSeq lists its product as uncharacterized. The record is from RefSeq and is a predicted model, not a curated record. Bases 1 to 864 code for a protein of 287 amino acids. Lineage: Eukaryota; Choanoflagellata; Craspedida; Salpingoecidae. The transcript has a single exon.